CUCUCCCCUUAUUCCUUCUUCGCUUCUUCACCCAAACUUGCCUUCCAACUUCGCUGCAAUUUCUCUCCUCGCCGGAAUCUCACACUUUUCAGGCGAAUUUCUUUUUCCUGAAAAUUUAAGACUGGGUUUUUUUCUGGCGAUUUUUCGCUAUCUGUAGGGCUCAGCAAUGAGGUAUUUCGCCCUUGUUUUGUAAUUCCUGAGCAUUGGUUUCUUGUAUUAUCUUUGAAUUCUCUCUUUUAACUGUUCCUUGAAAAUCUGAAACUUUGUCUUCACGAUCCUUGGAUAUAGUUAUUCUGUGGUAGAUUUUGUUCAGAUUGGGUUCUUGUACUGUAAAUUUUUGGACUGGGUUCAUGCUUUUGAAGAAAAUAAGGAUAUAAUUCUUGGUAGAAAGAACCCUUGUAGAUCGAGGUUUUUCGCCGGAAAAAGUUAGUUAAAACUAGAAAAAAAAAUGGAACUCGAAUAGGUGGGGUUUUACUGUGUGGAUGCGAAGUUGCUAGUUUUGGAUUUUGUUUUCAUUUGGUGAAGUUGUGUUUUGGAGAUACAGGAAGGAGUUGAAUGUUUUCGUUAAUGAUUUUUUAGUUCCUUUACUUGGUUUUGGUUUGCAAGAUAGUGAAGAUCUGUCCUGUAAUUGUACAUGUUGGAGGUCGAAAUAUCAUUUUCAGUGUGGGUGUGAACUUGUGAUUAUGGGGGAAAAAUUCUCAGGGAGCAGUGAGGAGAUGAGAUAAAGAGACAAGGAUUGCGAAAAGAAAGAACUUGGAGUUAUAUAAGUGAACAGAGGGAAGUUAUAAUCUUCAUAUUCUUAUCUUGAAGGAAAACCAGAUAACAGCAAUUCAGUCAAGGCUGAACUUCUAAUAGUUUUAGAUUUCAGAUUUACCGAUUUUGUGGUUAUGGAGGUUUAGUGAGCAGCAACUAUUAAAAGGGAAAGAAUUUUACUGUUAGGACAUAGUUUUGGUGUAUUCGGCAUCAAAAAGGAUAGAUAGAGGGUGUCUUGAAGUAAGUUUAUACUUCUGAAAAAUUAGGGAGGAGCAAAGAAGUAACACGUUUUUCUCCGAUCAAUAGAGUUCUGAAAGUUUUCACAGAAUUUAUGCAAAAUCUGACCUAAAGACUUCGGUGGAUAUGUCAGUCCAGGCUAAAAGCAUAGGCGCAAGUGCAACUUCAGCCUCAAGUAGCAUUCCUAGCUACCAUGUAUAUUCUGAAAUCAGUUGGGCAUGCACAGUGAAGGUUCCGAUUGGGGAGAUGCAUCUUUCAGGGGAUGAGCAGGCAGCCAAGGUCAGGAAGCCUUACACAAUCACAAAACAGAGAGAGCGAUGGACAGAGGAAGAACACAAGAAGUUCUUGGAAGCCCUAAAAUUGUAUGGGCGAGCCUGGCGUCGCAUCGAAGAGCAUGUUGGGACCAAGACUGCUGUUCAAAUCCGAAGCCAUGCUCAAAAGUUCUUCUCUAAGGUAGCUCGAGAUUCGAACAACGGUGGUUGUUCAAAGGCUAUUGAGAUUCCUCCGCCAAGGCCUAAGAGGAAGCCUCUCCAUCCAUAUCCGAGAAAAUCAGCUAACCGUUCUAAGUUGGAUGUCAUAAUACCAGAUAAAGAUGGAUCCAUUUUGCCAAAUUUAUCUGGGGUUGGUUCGAGCCUAAUGAUACCUUCACUAUCUGAGCAAGGUAACAGGUCUCCGUCACCAAAUUCAUCAGGGACUGGUUCAAGCCUUUUGAUAUCUUCCCUGUGUGAGCAAGGAGAGGGAUCUCCUACGUCAGUUUUAUCAGCUGCGCGUUUGGAAAUGGCAUCGUUGGAUUCCAACCUGGAGGAAAGGUCUCCAUCUCCUGCUUCCUCUGCUUCUGAUUCAAAUCCUGUGGCUUUCAGAGAGUUGGAGUAUGAAAAUGGUGGCCCUAUUGAUUCGGAACCUAGUGGAUUGGAGCAUGACAGCGCAUCUGAUGCACCGCGUUUACUGGCUUCUGGGUUGAGUCAUCAAGAGAAGCCUGCCAUGAAAUCUGAAUCGAGCCUCUCUAAUGCAAGGAAUAACCCUGACCAAGGAGUGCUCAAUUCCGAAUGCAACAAGAAUGAAUCACCAGCUGAAACAUCAACACUGAGCCUCAAGCUAUUUGGUAGGACUGUUUUUGUUACUGGUUCUCAUAGACCAUCUCACAAAACCGAAGAGAACGAUUCUUCCCAGAAAAUUCCCUUCACGGCAGCCGAAAUUCCUUCUGAGAACCAAAUCCAUACUCCAUCAGAGGGAGCUUCACCAAGUGAUGUCUCAGACCCUUCGUUUAAUGCCUCUUGGAAGGGUGGCCUUAAUACUGAAAUGCCCAAUGUGAUCUAUUCUAAUGCAAUGCCCUAUUGGGCACUGUAUAAAGCUUCUCCUUUGCCUUUUAUAAAUAUGGCCUCUGAAUUCAAGGUUCAGGCUAAAACUGUAAAUUGUACAGCUUCUGAUACCUGUAUAGAAGGUUUGGAUGAUAAACAAAGGGCUCAAAAGGAAGGGUCAUGGACUGGUUCGAAUACGGGCUCGGCUAAUGAGAUGUGUGGUGGAGAUAAGAAUGGUGAUGUUGUGAACUCUUCUGAAAAACAUGGGUUGUUUUUUUAUGGGGAGCUUCAUUCUAAAGAGAGAGUGGAAUCGGGUUCUGGAAUUUGCUUAAAGGGUGGUAGUAACGAGUGUUUGAACACUAGUCAAGUGAGUUUUAGGAGUUGUGGAAAGGGGUUUGUGCCUUAUAGGAGGCAGUCAUGGAGUGAGGAUGAUAUGAGAGAAGGGAAGAGAAUUAGGCUUUGCUUGUGAUGUUGGGGUGGAAGAGAAACAGAAGGAAAAGGAAAAGAGAGAAUGGAGAGAGAAGAUUUAGGGAUGGAGUUUUCUGAUGAUAAUUUUAAGUUCAGUUUUUGAGCCUCUCUUCUCAGCUUAUAUCUCAGAGGGUGCUUUCCUCUGAUCCAAAGGUAUAAAAUAGUCCUUUUUCUUCCCUCUUCUUUAUUUUGUAAUUCUUUCUGUUCAGAUUUUUCCCGUCUGUAUGCCUUUGUAAAACCUUGGAUCUCUUUUCCUCUGUAAGCUUUUUGUAACCAUGGAACUUCUCUUAUAAAUUGUUUUUGCGAAGGCAUGUUUCAUGCUUUCGUUGUCCAAAUAUAGAAGGCUGAACAGCCUUUAUCUCA
This is a messenger RNA of Amborella trichopoda, 3119 nucleotides long. RefSeq lists its product as uncharacterized. Lineage: Eukaryota; Viridiplantae; Streptophyta; Magnoliopsida; Amborellales; Amborellaceae. Gene Ontology annotation, molecular function: DNA binding. The record is from RefSeq and is a predicted model, not a curated record.